AUAAUCCAAGAUGGCGGCAAUUACGACGGACAGUGAGAAACAUUUCUCCAAUAUUUUUCGUUUUCUCUCACAAAGUCAAGCUAGCUAAUGCAAGAAAAGAAAGCAGCGAUGGAGAAAGAAAGUAUCGAUAGCAAUGGAAUUCCCGAGAAAGGCGAUUCUGGCCCUAAACUGCGAGGAUCGGCAGAAAAUACGGUAUGCGUAUCGACGUACUAAGGGUCAAUAAGCCAGAAUAAGCUUAACUUCCCUUCGCGAACAAAAGACCUUUUUCGUCUUUCACUUUCUUUCGUCGACUGCUCUAGUUGGCAUUUUUGUUGAACUUUAUGCGUGCUUAUUUCUGUGUAUAGAAAUGUGUAGUAAAGAGUUAAAAAGGCAUGGUAAAAAUUAAAACUGAUCUAUAUAAAAGCUUACCAAGAAUAUGUGUUUGUUAGAUUCACUGUACACCGCUGAUUUGAUGGUAUUGGUACUUUUGUAUUUGUAUUUUUAUGCCAGAAAUCCAAGACAGGAGAGGUCAGUUCAAAAGCGAUUGUUAAGUACUCGGCCCAAGAAAUCUUGCCUUACUACAAAUUACAACAGGUGACUACGUCUAAUUUCCUGCAUGUAGUUUGUAAUGUGUGAGAAGAAAAAGGGUGCAAUCUUUUUGAAAGAGUUGAAGAUAAAAUUGUAAUGCAAGGAUUCUUUACAUUCAUCUUGAUGGAUGACACAAAAAUUCUGGCAGGGAUAUUUUGCUGAAUGGCUGUUGAAAAUUAUGCCAUACAGUUUUGUAUAUAGCUGUAACUCUGAAGUUUUGUGAUGAAGGUUUGGAAACUGAGUGAAUCAAGUUCCAGUUUCCUUAAUUAUUUGGGUCAUUAAACUAGUUGAACUGACUUUGAACUUCAUUAACUCAUUUUCCUAAUCUUGUCUCUAAACUUCAUGGUCACUCAGCAUUGGGUGAUUGAUUUACUCCAGCUGCAAAAACCUCCAAGAAUGGAUUCUUUAGCAUGACCUGACAGCAAUAAUUAUUGAUGUGACAUGGUAAGAACAUGGCUGGCAUUAAAAAAAGAUCACAAAUCAUGAAAAUAAAUUUAAAUUUAAUCCAAUAAUUUUAAUUGUUGAUUAAAAUCACUUUCACUUGUACUGUGAAUUCUAAAUAUGGAAUCAUUCUCCAUUAGAAAUGCCAGAGCUGCUUUGUUUUCAAGAAUCCAGAAUUGGAUUUCCCCAAGGAAUUCAUCCCAAGUGUGUUAUUAACACUGUUUUAAUUAACACUAUAGCAAAAUUCUCAAAUCUUAUCGGUUAUCAAAUGUCCCGAUAUCAGCACUAAUAGGACGGUAUGCAUCAUGCCUAAAAUUAUUAGACAGUGUGCACCAUAGCAUGCACGCACUUGAAUGGGUUUUUACUUUUAUUUUUAGCAAAAAACUCUUGGAAUACCCUAUGCUUUAAUUUUAGAAAAGUUAAAAUAUAUUAAAUUUUGUUAUAGUUAUGAUUAAUUGGUAACAGGACUUCAUGUCAUCUUAAAUUUGGUCUGUUAUCAUACUCGUGAUUGAAUUGGACUCCCAUCCCUAGUGCUGUCUGUUAACAGACUGAAUUGGACUACAUUCAGUCCUAGUUGACUUUGUUAAUAGCUUAAAAAAACCUGGAAUUAGAUUCUAAACAGUAAAACUGUAUAAUAUAUUGGCUUGUGUUGCUUUCAUGUGUAGGACACCAACUUGAAUGUUGCCCCUUCUAACUGGCUGAGAGAUGGAAGGUUUUCAGAAGUUGAUCACCACAGACGAGACCCUGUUGAAUUCUCAAGGUUUGUACAUGUAAUAAUAAUAGCAACCUUAUGCUAUAGGACAGUAGAGAGAGAGAGAGAGAGAGAGAGAGGAAAGGAGACGCAACCCCAUGUGACUAACAUGACUGUAAUAUGUUUUUAAAAAAUUCUACAAAAUUUCACUUUCCUUUAAACUUGACUCUUUGUAAAAGACCAGAAAACUCACAUCUCCAGUCAUCCACAGUGAUUUUGGAUUUGACGUCACCUGUCAAGCUUGUGAGAAAAAUUCACGAGGAAUUGUGCUUUGUUCCAAACCUCCUCUGCUCACUUGGAUAAUCAAAGUGGCCUGGGGAAGAGGCUGCAAAACACAGGAAUGUUAAGUUUUUAAUAAGAUCAAGACAAAACACGGAAGUAAUAGCCCUGUUGUGUUUGUCAUACACAAAUGUUUAGCUAUCCUGAACUGUGUAAGCUCACUAAAUAUCAGCAAUCAUUCAAUUUUCAAGUAAUUUUGCAUAUUUUUUAAAUGGGGUGAAUGGAUAAUGUAAAUUACAGUCAAACCAAUAGCCGGUAUUCCAGGCACCGGGUUUUUUUAGGGGGAAGGAAGAAGUCUUGUGUCGAGGACACACAAGGGUAGAGAAGGAGAGGGGGUGCCUGCUGCGGAGAGCCUGGUUUUCCAUUUACUUACACCACCCCCUCCCCCCCAAUUUAAUUAAUAUGUGACCACGGGCUGCAUCAACCUAUAAAAGAAGAAAUGACAUGAAACCAACCCAUCCGAUGUAAUUUUAAAUUCAGAGCAAACAGGACUCCAACCCUAAUCCUAACAUGCUUACCUAUAAAGUCCCAUCCAAGCUUUGUCAAUAAAAAAUGCUGCUAUAUUCUUGUUAAUCAGUGAUGGCGAUUUCAAUGAAAUUCAUCAAUCUUUUGUCCUGUCUCUGCUUCAGCUGACGCGUACGAUGUUAUCCCUUCCUUGCUGUAUUUUUUUUAAACAGUCCAGGUUUCCUUUCAAGCCACAUGCUUGCAUGCCCAUAGAAGAAACCUCGGCUGCUUGAAAAUAAUGACAAUGCUUGUGAAGACUGUUCCAGUCUUUGCAUCUCAAUACAAAUAACUGGAAAAAUAAACUUUCUUGGAACCUGGCUUGUGAUACUGCUUAGAGAUCUCCAAAAAAAUAAAUGGUGCAAUUUAAUGUUUUUCGAAAAUUAAAAUCUAAAUUGAACAUCUCUUUGGAUAAGCUCUUUAAAAAAACUCAGCUAUUGUCAUGUGGCACAUGUGUUUUGUUUACAAGAAGACUUGAAUUUCCAUUGAGUGACAAAGUAAUUUGCAUUGAGGUGAUAGACUAACUCCCAAAAGGUGUUCUUAGCCUUUGGCAUUCUACGCUUCAUCAGAGAACAUGAUUAUUAGGAAACUGAAAACUUAUAGGAUCUUCGUUACUGGUGCAUCCUCUCCCCUGUGUGUGUUCCCCUCGCAUAGCCUGUUGAAAGGCUAUCAAACUGGCAAAACCAUGAAUACUUGAAAUAUUUCAAGAAUGUUUAUUGUGUUGCAACCAAUCACAGCAAAGAUCAGUACACAGGAACUAGCCACAAAACCACAAUGUAUAAGUAUAUAAGUUCUUGGUUGCAGGUUUAAUUUCUCAUGCCUGAUUGGCCUUAUUUUUUGCAUCACAAUAUAUUCCAGAAAUAUUUUCUGGUGUUCAUGGUUUUCUCGGUUAGACUGUGGUAUCCUAUCUAUUUGAGCAGAUGAAUUUUCUCUCCAGAACCCUCGUACUAUCAUCAUAAAAUGAUUACAUGUACCUAUUUCUUUUGUAAUAGUAAUAUUUCCCUUUUUUCACUUUUCAGUUUUGGCAUGGCGCACAGUUUUGUUGAUUCCAUUAGUGAUGUUGAUGUGAUUUCAGAUGCUGAGGUAAGUAAGCUCACCUUUUUUAUUCCAUUGAUUCUUUACUAAUAUCAUGUAUUCAAAUGUACCAGUACCAGAAUACAGUUGGUGAAAUUGCUUGUAUUUCUGGUGAACUCGGUAGUUGGGAUGACAACAAAAUAUUUCAGCAUGCCAAACUUAAUACAGUAAAAACCUGCAUAUAAGAACCUAGUCCAGAUUAAAAACUUCCAGGCAGAAAUUGGCCUUUUUAAUACCCAAAAUUACAAGAUCCUGUUUAGCCAAGCAAGAUCAAGCAGGUUCUUACAAAUGUGGGUUAUGGUUAAAUUAUGUCAAACAAUUUCACCAAGGAUUGUAAUUUGAAGAUUGUAGAUUUAAGUGUAACAAGAACAUAUAGCUGUACUGUAUCAAAUUGUAAUAUUACAAAUAAAAGUAUUGCAGAAAUACUGUAUAUUUAUUAGGACCAAACCCAAGUGUAUUUAUUUUUCUGGUUGUCAACGAGUAUAUCUCCUUCUCAGAAAUCAAGAACCGUAUUAAACCUACUAAGCCUAAAUUGCCAAUAAGUACCCCAAGAACCUACUUUGCCAGACUUCAAAAAAAUAGCCUGUUCUUAAAAAUUAUGCGGAUUUUUACUGAAUAUUUUGCUGUUAGUCAUUUUUUUCUUCCAAAACAGUAUUUAAUGUAAUUCCCUUGAAAAGGAUGUACUAGCAGUUAUUUUUCAAACUUGGCACAAAUUAUGGUCAGCAAUAUAUUAUUAUGGGACAUUCAAAAACUGCAAUAAAAAGAUGGGACCACUGCGCUUAUUUUCAACCUGUGUGCCUGUACAUGUAAUUCUGAGUGUUUUUUCACAGUUGUGUGCGAAAUGUUUCGAAACUUAAACAAACUUCAAAAAUUCCUGUGAUAUAGCAAAAACCAUGAAUGUUUGUUUCUCUGGGCUUUAAUUUUUGAGCAAAAUGGCUCUUGAAAAAACAGAGAGAAAUGGACAGCUUAGACUUUACCUCAUACUUCUUUGUGGCUCUAAAUACAGAAUUUCACAUCAUUCAUAUCUAAAAAAUUACAACUUCUACUAUCCAGAUUUUUUUCUUCUUUAGAUAUUAUUAUUUUUUGUGUAACCAUAAUGAGUAAAAAACAAAUUAAUAAAAAAGGGGAAGGGGGGGGUCACUGUUCUCAUGUAAUUGCAAAAAGACAACUAAGGGACCAUUUUAUUUUCAAAUGAGCAUUUUGCACCAAGGGACUAGGGUGAGUUUCAAGACAAACAACCUUUAAGCAGGGAAAAGUUAUCACAAUGGUUAUUAAAACCAUUUGGACUACAAAAGGGACCAUCAUUGAACAAGAGGGGUUGGUCGACUGUAGUUGGUUUAUAAGCAUCAGAAAUGCCUGUAUUGUUAACUUCAUAAUUUUUUUUCCAACUCAGAAUAUCAAGAAAUUGCUCAAGAUUCCUUACAGGUAUAUUAUUCCGCUUAUUGCUUCUGUCUACAGAUAAAGAUAUGGUCCAUUUUGACCUUAUACAUUUGUAGUUGGUCAGUAACACAUGUUUAAACAACUAGUUUGAUGUCAAGUAUGCAGAUGUCAUACACAUGUAUAUUGCAUUAAAAUAAUACCUUGGAUGUCCUAGUGUGAUAUACUGUAUUCUAAUCAUUUGACGGUCCAAAAAAUGUAUCAUGUUCUACUUCUGCAAAAGACUCACUUGGAAGUUUUCCCCUGUCAUUUUAUUAUUAAUAGUGCCAAUACUGAAGUGAGCUUAGCUGUUCAUAGAGUGGGACAAACAUUGUUACUGGAUUGUCUGGAUGUUCCAGCUCUCAUAUCUUAUGCUUCUCAGGUUGGUUUACCUGGCUGCUUUUAAGCCCCCUUCUUUAUAAGUCCUCCAGUUAUAUAAGGUCCAUCUACCUCAGUGAUUUUUUCACCUAUGGGUCCUGCGUCCCUGAUGUCCCUUUUUAAAAAAAUGCCAAAGACGCAAAAUAAUUCAUUGCAUGCGUCCCGUGGGAUGCAAAGAUUGAUCAGUCUGAAGAUGUUUAUGUUCAAUAUCCUGUUUGUUUGAUUUCUGUGGCUUUUCUUUUGGCUGUUGUUUAACGCGGUAUAUUUCUUUUAGUCUUUGUUGGACUUUACGAUAGAAGGGGUUUUUUGUUCUACAGUAAUUUGUAAUACAGAGUUUUGGAGUUUGUCUUCAGAUUAAUUGUCUGCAUGGUUACAUAAAGGCCCCCAAAAAAUUCAGUUUCGGACUCAUUGUUUUUUGAACUGGGACUCAAUGGUUCUGGACAAGGACUCAUGAUUUUUUGCAGGACUCCCCAUGACUGUUUGUAACAAAAUCACUGCUACCAGGAGUACAGCUUUAACCCCUGCUGUAGCUCCAAUUAUAAGUCCCCUUCCUAAUUUGAUAUAUUAUGAUGUUUUGAAGCUUUUUAAAGUAAAGAUUGGUAUAUAAUAAUGCAGUAAGCACUUUGUUUUGAGUGCUUUUUCUAUUCCAGUUAUAAGACCCCUGGGAAAGCCCCUGUGUUUAUAGGCCCUUGACUUAAAACCCUUUGUGAAGAUGUACAAGUCCAGGGCUUACUAGUAGCAGUUUUAUAGUACAGUAGUUUAUUUUCACUAGUCUCUAUGAUAAAGAGCACUCAAAGACCUUGCAUCAUUAUUGACCCUAUCAUGUUGUUUUACCCCUUUUUAGCCUCCCAAGCAGACAUUCUGUUGGCAUAGGGAUUUGAUGGAAUUUCGACAAAGUCCUAAAGAAUAUCUGCUUAGGAGUCUACACCUUUUUAUAACUGAUAAUAGGCAGGGUUGUCAAAAGUAGCCGGCUGCCGCCUACUUGGUUAGUAUCGGCCAGCUCCUUUGCUUGGCAUUUAUUUAUGGAUGGUGUUUUUCAAAUAAAAUAUCCCUGGACUGGCUGCUUACUUUGAUUACUCAGCCGUCAGACAUGUAGACAUGUAGGUAGCCCGGGGGGGGGGACUCCCAUAUGAAAGGGCAGGGAUGCUCGUCAUCCCGCUUAGGGUGUAAAUUUCGGAUUGUGGUCUCACUUAGGGUGUUCUGGGCAAAACGAAAUUCUAUGUAACCAUAAAGGUCUCUUGUAGGGUUAAAACAGCGUAUGGUAAAAGUAUUCGAUGGUAAUGUCUUUGCCAUCAGUAAAUGUCACUAGUUUCAUAAUUUGUCUGUGUUUUUUAAAAAAGGUUGGGCCACGCCUCAAUCAGUCUCUUUUGAGGUUUAAUUCCUUCAAAAUUGCCGACGAGGAUCUCAGCCCCUUUCAUAUGGGAGUCACUUCCCUGGGGUACAUACAGUAGGCCAUAAUGUGGUAGGCAUCUUCUAACCUUGAACAGCUGAACAUUUUCAGACAGGAUGAGGGGGUCACUUGAAGACAAAUAGCUUGCUCUUGCAGAUAAUUCCAUAACAAUGCCUGUUUAAUCAUUAUUUUGCAGGGCAGAGAUGGCAGGAUCUAUCCCCAGUGGCUUUAUGACUUCUACUGUGAACAGACGGGUAUUCCAAAGGUAUCUUUAAAUUAUUUUCCUAGAAUGAUCAGCAUUAUUUUGAAUAACAACUCUUUCUAACUUAUUUUUGACCACUGAGUUGUCAUCUCCGUAGGAUGAAAGCUUUCAAAAGAAAAAGAAGAAAAAAGACCAGAAAAAGUUACGGCACAUCUUUUCAAAGUUCCUGCACUACAGGUAAUUACAGUUGAACCUCUAUUAAGCGGUCACCUUUUGAGUGGCCACCCUCUAUUAAGUGGUCAGCAAUCAAAGUCCUGAAAUACCAGUUGUACAAAGGAAUGGGGAAUUAAACUUCUAUUAAGCAGCUACCUCUAUUAAGCGACUGCAGCCACCUUUUUGCCGUCCCAACGAGAAUGUGGUUUCAUUUCCUUUUUCUUGUUGGAUUUAUUUUGCUUUUUAGUGAUUUGGGAAAAGGGAGACUGAGAUUAAAACUGCUUUAAAAACGUUCAAACCAAGAACAAUAAACGUGAAGUACAAUGCGUACAUGCAAGUUAUUUGCCUUUUAAGUUUUACCUAAAAGUAGAAAAAAAGUAAAGCGUCCUUAUUUUGCAUUGGAAGCUUAAGAAAGUGAUCAUCUGACCAACAGGCCGGCUGACACGCAAUCCACUCAUUAUUUUUACCUCCCUCUCUCCAUCAGUGCUCCAUUGUACGGGUACUUAAAGCUACUGUAAAGCUACAUGGAAAUUAUUAAAGGAAGGAAGUGAUAAUAUGGAUUUGGGGUCACAUCUGGGAAUUGAACUUGGGACCUCUUGCACCAGAAGGCUGGGCACUAGCUAACUGUGUCAAUCUUUGGCCCUGUUUUGGAAAUUGAAUUGAUUAUCUUUUGUAGUAUUGUAGUGUAAUGCAUUAAGUGCAUAUUUUUCUUGACAUUAUAUAAGCAUUCAGAACGUAAAUCCAGAUGCUACAGGUGAUUCAAGCUUCACAACGUACCCUGCACCAGGGCCCUCGUGUUUUGCUGCUGAUUCCUCUGGUAGCAGUGCCCAUAGUGAAGGUGUAUCCUUUAGUGACCCGGUGCCUGGUCCUUCUGGCGAGUCAGCUAACAGUGCAGAUUUAUUUGCACCUGAUAUUCAUGAAGUGGAUUCACAGGAAGAACCUUUUCAAUUUCCUCAGGUAACAUGAGAAUUAUCGUCACCAUCAGUAUCAUUAUCAUUGUCAUCGUUAUCAUCAUUCAAAUGAAGAAUGAUCGGAUGAAUUUAGGGUUCUGGGAAACUGCCCACCUACCCCUCCCGUAAGCCAACAUUUUGCCCUAAGUGAGGAGUAGGAGCCUAAAAAAUAUUCAGCACUUCAACGAGAUUUGAACCCGUGACCUCGCGAUACCGGUGCGACGCUCUUACCAACUAAGCUAUGAGGCAACUGAUGUUGGCAGCUGCUUAAUUAUGUGGAGGCUAUAUUACAGUAAGCUUAACACUCAUUAAGAUUCUUACUUUGGUGUUGCUUUUGUGUUAUUAGGUUAAUCGAGACUCGUCUUUCCAGCACAAUGUCUUGUGGCAGUUUGAAGACAUCCAGAUGCUUGUAGGAUCAAAUCUUCCAAUCUUUGGUGGUGGAAAAUACCCCGCAGUUAGUUUAAGACUGAGGUUAGCCUGCAAAAGCGCCUGUCUUUUUACGUAGAGACAUUACCGCAAAUCCUCUAUUAAGCCACCUCCCUCUCUAAUAAGGCUCCAUUUCAGGGGAAGAAAGGUAUUUUCAGCCGCCCCUCGGCCCCUCCCUCCUUAUUCUUCACUACCAAAUUAAUAAUAUAAAAGAUGGACUGAUCUGGAAUGGUUUAUUCAUGAUGGAAGUUCGGAUUUGUUUUGAUCUUUGGUUGCAAGACCGCUAACGUCAUCUGCUUGUGCAUUUCUACUUUGUGUCCUAGUUCUUUAUAGAGAAUUUAUACCAUCUUCUGGUUGUUUGGAAAAACAAGAUGUUACUCCAUUUCGGUAAAUUAAUUAACCCCCCCGUCCAAACGUGCUUGAAAAACAUAAGCCCCCGGGGUUAAACCCCCUUUAGUUAUAGGCCCAUCUACCUUUAAACAAAAAAAUACAUCUGAUUACAAGCCCUUCCUAACUUGCGAGGAAGCUCUCCGGGGCGCUCUAGCGACGUGGCGUGAAAAGGGAAGAGAGCUUGCAACUACUUCUCUGGAACUGGGUUUGAAUUCCACCUCCGAUUCCCCUGUGGUUCCCGGUCGACGGAGAUUUCAGAUUUCUACCACUCAGCGCGAAGCGGAAACGAGUGUGAAUGUAAACGAACAUUGAAAAACACGUGCCAAAAAGGUAAUGACGUCAGUAGUAAUGUUAUCUCCGCCAGUCAGCAUUUCGCAUCGACUUUUUCGAUGCAGAUCAGACGACAAUCGAAUAGCAUUCAUGAUGCAUUUUUACAGAAGCAUCACGCAAUAUCGCAGUCACGGUAGGUUUCAUCGGGAAAUAAGGGUGCUUUCUCGUCGGCUUUUUUCUCGUUUGUGUUCCAGUAAAAGUAAGAUAAUUUUUCUUCGCACAAUUAGUCUUCGCAUCACAAAGUGAGUGUUCAGUGACCCACAACAAGGUCAUGAAUUUUCACGAUUUUUUGGAUUAUAUGAUGAAGUCUUCUAAAUGUGGACCUCACGCCAGCAAAAUGAAGUCCUAGAUAUUGUACAGGCUAAGAAGUACCCAAAAGUACCCACAUUUUGAAGACUUUUUUAUGGAUGCAGAUGUUCAAAUUCCAGAGACGUAGACGGCCGCCACCAGAGCGCCCCAGAGAGCUUGCUCGCAGGCUAGCCCUUCCGAAUAUAUGCCCCCUGAAAUGUAUCGGAAUGAAUUCGAUUUAUCAUGACAUGUUGAAGCUUAGUUAAACACCAGUAAAUGCAAAACGUAUUUUGAUCAAAUAAGCCCCAUCGGUUGUAAACCCCUGAAGCAAUCUUUGUUUUUUGUUUGGGUUCUCUCUCCAAGUCAUUCUCUUCCGGUUGUGGAUUCUAGUAUUUUAUUAUUAUCAUUUUGAAUUGACGAUGUGAUUUUGCCUGCUUAUCAGGGAGUGUGGAAAGCCAAUAAACGUAUUAACAGGGCUGGAUUAUUGGCUGGAUAAUCUGAUGUGUAAUGUUCCAGAAGUGGCUAUGUGUUACCAUUUGGACGGAAUUGUACAAGUAUGUCAUUAAUGCUGUAAUCAGAAAAACAAACCAAAUAUUAAUAGAGCUCAAAAUGUGAGUGUCAGAGGCAUGGUUCCGAGGUCCUUGCUGGCACAGGCCUGUUUUCCCUGGUAUUCCUUAUUAAUUGGCUCUUUACAGCGUAACAGUGCAAAAACACCUUGUUGAGACGUAAAUGAUCCGACGCAGAGGAAAGAAAUAAAAGAAAAUUAAAAGAAAAUUACUUCAGCUGGAAGGAACCCAGGCUAAACUAACUGUUCACUGAAUGCCGUUAUCAUAGAAGGGCAGUUAACAGAACAGUGAUAUUGGUGACAUUUGUGGCCUGAUUUUGUGACGGCACCGGGUCGCUCAUUCAAACUCCCUCGAGAGGGUUUGGGUCGCGCCGACCGUCUGAGAGUCCAAUCAUCCUGGCUAUUGCUUGAACAAAAGUUUUGAUUAACUGCGUUAGCGUAAUACGCCAUUUUACAGUUAUGGAUGGAAGCGAGGCUGACGGUGACCUUGUUUUGCUACAAACCUUCCUGCUUUGUUAUGUAAAUCAAGUUAUUUUUUAUGCUAACUAGUAUUUUUCAAGGACAAUUUCCCUAAAAAAGCAAAUGAGGUUUGUAUCAAAACAAGGUCACCUUCAGCCUCGCAUUCACUCGAGGGCUAGGUUACUAAGUCUACAACCUUAAAAUGGUCUACUAGAAUCUGUAAAAUAUUUGCCAUAAUUUGUUUGCUGCUGAUCGCGUAUUUUAUUCUUGUUUUUAGACAGUUUUUUCUUGGGGAUUGCUUGUUAUCGCUUCAAUAAAUUUAUCUUCAAGAUUUUCACUCCUGGUCUAGGCUGUAAAGACCCCUUGUAGUUCUAAAAUUAAUAAGUCAUUUUGUAAUUCAAAGAAAAACAUUUCCGAGUUAUCUGUCUCUGUUAUCUGUUCUGGUUUCUUUACAUGCAGUACUAUGACCUCUACAAAACAGAAGAGCUUCCAAACUUGGAAGCAAGUAGCUUCUCUCCAAAGGUAACAUUUGUUACUUAUCUUGUGAAUCACUUUUCAUCAGUUGCUUUUUUUACUUAAUGUCCUUCUUUCUUAACCGUCAGCUUUCUAUUCUCCAGGUCCGAUUCCUGAAAGGCCAAUUAGCGCUAAUCCAGGAUUAAAACUUUGUUCCGUUUUUGUAUUUUACCUUCCUAUGCAUUGCUUGGGGUAACAUUUGGUGUUAUCGUUACUGUAUCUGGGAGUAAAGGUUGAAGAGUAUUAACUAAGCUCGAAUUGCAUUUUCUUAGACAAGAAAACCUCACUUAAAAUUUGGCUUAAUCCUGGGUUAAACUUAGCCAUCUUUCGAGGAACCUGGCCCAGGGCGACUAUUCAACAGCAGUCUGACUGUAUUGUGUCUAGAGUGUGAACAAACGCAUAUGUCGAAUACGCCACAUACUUGCUCUUGCCUCAUACCAUGAGUACAGUACACACUAGAAAGGCACCCUUGAGUCAGUGAUUGACUCUGUAUUGUUCGAGCCGCAAGGUUUAUAUCUGCGGACAGGUUUUCGUGCAGUAAACUUGUUCUUUUUCUUUGUCACCAGGUUGUUAAGGAUGUAGCGCAAAACAUCUUGUCGUUCAUGAAGUCGAAUUGCACCAGAGAGGGACACACGUAUUGGCUUUUUAAGGGUGAGUGUGUUGUCUGGUGAUUCCCUCGCUUCACCUCGCGAACCUGACACUUCCUAAACCGAAAAGAGAGUUUCGAAAAAGAAGUUUUAAAUUUAGCGGUGCUAUUCCUUAGAACUAACUCUCGAAUGAAGCAAAACUCGCCGAGUCACUCCCUUCAUUGAAGAAGUGUAUUAGAAUGUACUUGGGUCUAGCCAAGCUGUGUAUCUUUACAGUAGUUAACUUUUUAUCUGUCUUUCUUUUAAGUAAUAUGAGAAGUUAUUGUAAUAGUAGUUUAGUAAUUUAAUAUACGGCUUUUAUAUGUUAGCACGCCCUCCAUGGAAACCAGCCAAACUUUUUUGAGGCUAGCUUGUUUCUCUUUUGAUUUGAAAAUUUUUAAGUCAAGUGCUACCUAUCCACCUUCUUAACCUAAAUGCCCAACUACGUUUGAUGAGUGACUACCUCUCUUAAGAGACCCCUUAUUCAAAACACCAUUGUCGUUGGAAUGCCCUGUGGAUGGCCACAUUUGGCUGAGGAGUGACUGCGACCACUUUUGUGUAGAUAAUUUAGCAGUAUCCAUUGUUUUAAACCUCCUGCGAGCAAACACUUGACGGUUGAUCUGAUUUUCUGCACGGAAAAAGGGGCAACAUUGCUGCAGAGCGAGUUGAAUAGCGAUGUUGAGCGUUUUACGAACCACAUCAACUUGUCUUCGAACAAAUCAUGUUGUUAACAGGUUAAAACGUGGUGGAAGAACACUCAACAUCGCUUUUCAACUCGCUUUGCAGCAACUCGUUUUUUUUUUUUUUUACAACAUGGCUCUGUUCGUAUUAAAACUCAGAAAUUGUCUGCAAUGAAUUAUUUCGGCGUAGAUUUGUUCCCGAUACAGAGCUGUGUAGUCCAACUGUGGUAAACCACGACAAAUUCGUCGCAUUUUGGAUUGAUCGCUUACGGGAAGUUUAACUUUAGGAAGUUUUCUCUGAGAAUCGUGUGUUCGAUUUAUUGCAGCAACGGGGAGCGAUGUGAUCAAGUUAUAUGAUCUGACCUCAAUUUGCCAGCAGGUAUGGCUUUCUAGAAAGCUUGAAUACAGUAGAACCUCGAUAACUCGAACUCGGGUAACUGGAAUUCCCUGCUAACUCGAACUAAAUUUAAUUCCAAUUUCACUGAAAGCUACUCCCGACCGAUAACUCGAAUUCCUUGCUAACUCGAACUGUGUUUCGUGUGCCCUCUGAGUUCGACUUACCGGUAUUCUACUGUACAUGUUAUUCUUGAUGAUUCUUUAUCAUCGAUCAGAGAAGCAGCGUGGCCGAGCGAUUAAAACGCUGGAGGCCCCGAGUUCAAGUCCUGUUAUAAGCGCUAGCUGGAUUUGUUCUCUCUAGUCUUGUGUUCAACUCCUCGGUCAGGCUUUGUAAAUAACCAACUGGGUUGCCUCCGGUCAGUAGGGAUUCUUGAUUCUGUUGUGUUCUUUUAGCUGUUUGCUCAGCCCCUUUAGCCUUUGCGUUAUAAUCCUAUCGAAAGUAAAUAAAGAAAAUAUUUAUUUAUUUUAUUUAUUCUUUUCUUAACACCUUCUCUUCUGCAUUACUUAACUGAUAGAGAACAGACGACAACACAGAGAAUUUGUUUACUGUUCCAGUUGCUAUGCUGUUCUACAGGUUCGUAUGACCCGCUAUCUAUGUCAGUAUUCACUGAAUUCAAUUCAAGAUCCCAGUUAGUGUCAAUAUGUGGUAGGAAAAAAAGUAAACAACGAGCCUCAGAGGUGUUGUUCUUGUCCAUUCUGAAGCCUUAAUAACUGAUAUACACAGCAAAGUGGAACCUGUUGCCUCUUAGCGCUUAGCCAGUUCCAGGCUCUCAGAUAAUAGGGAUGACGUGUAAGUGAAAGGUGCGCGAAAAUAUGGGGGGGGGUGAUCUGGGAAAAGGGGACAGUGGCGGGUAAAAGGAGUGAAGCCGCCCAUCCUCUCCCCAGUUUUCUCCCGUUUUAAUUUCGUGUUCGCGCUUUCUCAUUUUUUUGGACUCGACCGUCUCGCAGCCUGGAACAGGUUACUUAGCGCUCAAAUGUUCAAAGUUUAUUUUUAGUUAAGGUAUUUUUCAUAUCGCCUGGAACGGCAGGUAGAAAACCCAAGUGACAGGUUUCAGGUCGCAAGUCAGGGUAGAGUACAGGUCACCGUGUUACGAUUAAAUAAACAACGCUGAAAGUGUCUGUUAGCCGCAAUCACAGUCCAAAAUAGAGUUUGAGCUUAAAGGGGAAACUGCUUAUCUCAGUUAUUUAUCAGUAGAGCAGUGAACUGCACUUGUUACCUGUGGUCUUUGUUUGAUACCUGCCACGCCUACUCCUAGAACCUUUUUUGUGUCAGUUUCUUUUUUUUUUUUUGCCUUACUUUGAAAAACAUCAACCAUGGCUCUCGACCAAUGGGCACACGUAAAACUGAUCGCUCUAUUUUUGUUAAACAAACACUGACUUAUUAGUUUCAUUUAUCCCUCACCAGAGUUGCGAAGAACAUGAUGAAUCAGUCGCCACUUAGUGCAGGGUAAGUUCGUUAUUUCUGAAAAUGGAUCAUCAGGAACUCAUUGUAAAAAUACGCAGCCUGAGAAAACAGCCGACAUUCCACGACGCUACCACUGGUUUCCCCGCGAAAUGACGUGUGAGAAAGGAGCGCAGAAAUUCCAUACCGAUGACGCGUCACUACCCGGAUGAUCUGGAUAGUGAUGCUGAUUGGUUGAAAAUUUGCUUCAUUCAAUCAAUACGUAGAUCUGCGUGGUGUCGCGUCAUCAGUAUGAAGUUUCUGCGCUCGUUUAUAAGACGUCAUUUAUUUAUUUAUACAGGAACAUCUGGUUGAGCAUGAAGCUAAUUUAAACAGAGUCCUGUAAAAAGAAAAACAACCAAACAAAACGAAGCGAUUAAAACGAUUCAAGAGAUAGCCUGGCGCUUAAAAAGCCGUUUCGCCAAGGACUUGAACGAAUUUACGUCCGUUCCAAAUCUUAUUAUUAGAGGGGAGGAAAUUAUAGGCAUGUGCUCCAUUGAUCCUAAAACUGCCCUGGUAUUUGGUGGUUUUAGCUAAAGGCAGUCGCAACAGGCAUGAUCACGUUGUCUGGUGAAAUGAGAGUGGAUUUGGUGAGCGUGCCUAAAUUCACUUAGCAGAAUUUAGGCGGGGAAAUCAGAGGUGUCGUCAUGAAUUGUAGGCUGUUUUCUCAAGCUAAAAAUAUGAUGCUUUUCCUCUUUUCAGAGAACAAGGGACAGUCCGCCAAUUACUUAGUAACUGCCUACUGCUUUUAGACAGUGAAAGAUUUCCCGAGGUAAGACUUUCUUUUGGUGACCAUGGAAUGAUUUCAUGAUAAAGUAUAAAAACCCGCAAGUAAGAAGUCCAUUAUUAAAGAACCUGUUUAGCCUAAAAUCUGAAACGGGUUUUUAGUUUUUCAUAUCUACAGAACAAUGUACACUCACAAUGUGUACACUCGCCUUUUACUGGAAACCGUUCUUAAAAAAUCGUUUCAAUUUUGUGACUGUUUACAUUGAAUCGACGCUAAUAGAGACCAAAAUUCACUGGUCCACUCGCUUUCAGAUUUUCGCAUCAGCAAGCUACUUGUUAUCAGACCUUUUUUCGCCCGAUGAUGUACACGCUUUGCCUGCCAUCAACACAACUGAACAAGAACAGGGAACAGAAGACGAAGAAAGUUACGAGGCCGACUUUUUAGAUAUUUCUUUUGGCGAUGAUGAGGAAGAUGACACUGCUGUGGCUUCGAAGGUACGAGUUGCUCAUUAUGUUGAAACUCGUGUGUUAAUUAGUACAGUGAAAAAAUUAACUUAAGUUGACUUGGUAGCUUUCCUCUUAGCAUAUUGCAUUUUGCUUUGUUUUUGUUUUUGUUUUCGUCUGUUUGUUUCUUAAUUAUUAAUAAUAUGAAGACUAGCGUACAUAUGUUGCACAAAGUUUUAUGUUAAUGUGCAUUUUCUGUAUGAUAAAAUGUAUAUCUAUAUAAGACAGUUUUUUGUGUACAGUCUGGCUUGCCGCGGUUAGCUCUGCGCUAUUUGCAAGCCAGCCUAAUUGAAGUUGAAUAAUGGUUAAAGGUUAAAGAUUAGUUGCUUUGAAGACUUCCUCCCCGGACUUUUCUAGUUAAAACAUGGAACGGCUGGCCCUUUCCAUUUUUCAGGAAAAGACCCUAGGAAUAGGUUGAUUGGCGUUUUUCAAUCCCGGUGAUGAUCAAAAGGCAACUUUCAAUUUGCAAAAAAAAAACAAAAUCUUUUAGCUUUGAUAUGUGAUUUCCUUUAUUUCCUUUUCAGUCUGUGGAUGUAACAAAGCUAUCUACGCCUGUGACUCAGCAAGAUGACUGGAUUAAGGUUAGAUAGAAGCGCUAUUAGUUGGCUCAUAGUUAAGGGCUUCCGCAAGGAUUCAUUAGGGAGCUUAAGCAACAACGUUUUUGAGCGACGCACGUCAACCGGAAGUGACCGUUUUUCAUUUUUUGACGGUGGUUUCGCGCAAAUUUUCAGUCAAAUCGCCUCUAUAGUAGUAAAGAAGCUAAGGAAUACAAAUUUUAUAUCAUCAAGGCAUGUUAAGAGGGAAAAUACCUCACUUCCGGUUGACGUGCGUCGCUCAAAAACGUCGCUGCUUAAGCUCCCUAUUGGGUUGCAACGACAGCUGCGAAGGCAGCGAAAACGGCUAAAAAAUGAAGUCGCGGUUUUUCAAACGCUGGGCGUUGUCGCGUCUUCUAACGGCACGCUUUUUAGUGGAUUGAUCCUCGCGUUUGAACGACUCUUUCAUAUCGUUAUCCGCAGUUCAAAAUAUGAGUCUUUUUUAUAUAUUCCCAUUCACCUCAUGCAAAAUUGAAUUCCUUGGAGAAGAAAUCUAGGGGACUGCACCCAAGCUUAGAAAGAGUAAGAAAAAUUAAGUAAUCGUUUGAGAAAUGUACAAAAGAAUGUGAUGUAUAUGCAAAGCCUUUGUUUUACUUAACAAUCCUGUUACUUUUUUGAAGUUCUCGUGACCGUUCUUCGUCCUUGAUAAAGCCUCCAGUUGUAGACGAAGAAAGUUCAUUUCCCGGAGGAUAGCUAUCAAUAAGGAAGCUUUGAAACUCAGUAUUCCAAAAUUGUAAUUGCUUCCUAUGAAACAAGGCUUAAAGAUCGGUAACGAAUAGCCUGCGAGCAACACCAGCGCGGUACCCGCGAGCGAGCGACAAAGCCGCAAGGGGCGUCUCCCCUCGCUUGCCACUCGCGCGUGUGCUAUUCGCGAUAUCCCCCAAUUGGAGAGCUUGCUGGCAGGCUAGGUAACGAAAGGUCACUGAAAGGCUGUAGUCGUAGAUGAAAAUACUUUAAAUCAAAUAUAACGCUGUCGAUGGAGAAAAGCUGCGUUGGUGAUUGGUCACUUUGUAGUGGCGAGGAGAUUGGGUCGGUGUGGUGUCGAAUUGCACCAUGGGACUGUUUUGGAGGGGAAAGAGAGAGUUUUCCGCGCAACCUCGUGAUUCAGGGAGCUUUAAUACUCAACCACGACGGCGAUGGCCACGAGAACUCCUAAAACACGUCUAAAAAAUGGUUUAAUGAGAAAAACAACUCUGCACGUUCAGCGCACUUUUUGAUACAUCUUUUUACCGUCACUGCACGACCACGACGUCAAAUUUCCUAUUAGGCCACUUGCACAUCUCCCACAAUGCACCUUGUUUGACCCUAAAAUUUUGCAUAAGCUGUGAAAAACAAAGGUUAUGCAAAAUUUGGGAUGGGGGGUUGGGGGGUAGGGAGCAAAUAAGGUGCAUUAUGGGAAAUGUGCAAGUGUCGUAUUGCAAGUUUUAUGGAAGACGUAAACGCGACACGAGACGACGAUUUUCUUUUACCUUUUCUGAACUUGGAUACGAUCCUUAACAAUAUAAUUCCUGCAUAAUUCGCUUACCUUUGACAAAUUGAACCAAGCAGAAUUAUCGUGAUUAAGUUUGCAACAGCGUGAACUCAAUUUGUAGGUAACGUUUCUGCUGACGUCACCGUCAUAGUGGCGUAGGUUGUUUAUUAUAGAGGCAAUAGCGACCCAAAAACAUUUCCAUAGGGUAAUCCGACAGAACAUCGUCCCACUCAGUCUUUCUUGAAGUACUUUUCUGUGGCAUAGUCUGUUUGGAGGCCUUUUAUAGCUCGGGGCGAGUCACUGAUGUCUUGCCUUGACCCUGUGGUCUUUUCUGUCUCUCCACUCAGGUUUCGAAGCCGUUGCCAUGCAACGUCGAGGAAAGGUGUAAGGUGGCUUUGUCGUAUAUCGUAAAGGUAAGUGUACGUUUCACUGAAGUUUGCAGUUAUCUGAAGAAUCGAAAUCUUAGGUAUGAUGAUCUUUUUCAUUCAAGGGCCUUGCAUGUGUUAAGAAGCAUUUAGUACCAGACAUUGACCCUAGAGAAGACGACCUUGAUAUAAGCACAGAAAGCAGCUCUUCGGGUGAAGGCAUUUCCUCUUCACACCAGUCUCCAUCUUUCAAAAACGUUGAUGCGAAAUCUAGUCCCAGUCCACCUCAUGCAGUGGUGCCUUCUUUGAAGAAUCAGCUACAGCCUUGUAAAGCUAGAGAGACACCGCUGGUCCUUAAAGGGCAAGCUCGUUGGCAAGACAAGACUGCUGGUUUGUUGUUCCGUAAGGCGGGAGCUGUGUACCAUUCAUUAGCGUGUAUGUUUAAUUCAAAUGGAAAAUUCGGCAGAGGUUUGAAGAACUGUAAACUUGCCUUCAAGUGCCUCGAAGCUUCCCGUGUCUUUAUUGCGGAAUCUGACAUAAAAGAAGGUAAAUAAUUAAUACUAAUAGAGGUUAAUAAGUACGUCUAAAGUAAAUACCUAGUUAUCUUCUCUCUGUAAAGAGCUUUUCGAGGAUAAAGGGAAAAAAUGUAAACAAACUGGGAAAUAAAAAUGAAACCUAAUAUUAGUCCUAACUUCCGUCACAGGGAUGUUAUUGCUCGGGCUGUUAAACACACAUGUUCAUGGCACCCUUACGACAACUUUCCCCACAAAGUUCAACUUCAGGAACAUGUUGUGAGGACAGAUUUGCCCUGAAAUUGGUGUUGAACCAAAUUUAAAAGUUUAGGGGUGCACGAAUAGACUUGCCCGGUAACAUCUCUCGCAUCCCUCGAGAGAUAGAGAGACCUAUCUAACGUUGUUUCUUUUCUCGUAUUCUCUGUAGAUGAUCAGUUGAUGAUCGAAAUCUUGUACGUGUGCGGAGAUUCUUACCUGAUGCUAGCGACUUGUCUGGAAAAUCUAGCUGUUCAUCAGGAGGAUUUCCACUUCAGAUCGGAAGAAGACACGUUUAUAUGCGAAGCGGCAGCAGAUUGCAUCUCAAGCGAACAAGGACAUUCUUCAAGCGUUAAAUUCGUGUGUGAUUUGGAGCAAAACAUGCAACAGAGGUAACCAUACAGGUGUCUUAAAGAUGCCAAAAUAUGUAACCGCUGACACUGCUCGCAGUGGCAUUCGUAGUGGUUCAGUUUGAUGUUAGCUCUGACUGAUGAAAAAAGCACAGAAGACGCAUUUUUUGAAGGUUUUGUGGUGUCCAUAUGAAGUUGCUAUACUCACGAUUGACGAAUUCUAGCAGGAAAAUGAACUAGGGUCGGUUCCACUAAAGAUGUUUAAGUUUAGCCCAUAGUUUUCUUCUAGAAACUGGAGCUGAUAAAAGGUUUUGGAGCAUCUUCUGCGUGAUCCAGAGCGCUUUCCGUUUUUGCGGAAAUUUCUACCUGUAUUUUAUUUCACACCAAAAACAGGAAUAAGAUUGAGUUGCACCAUGUACAAAAAACCGGUAAAUUAAAAUGUUACAAAAAAUUUGGGUCGUUAGAGAAAAGCCGGAAAAAAGUAACAUCUCGGAAGGAAUUGCCUUUUUCCGAAAAAUCUCCACCGGGAAGAACCUUUCUAUUAAAAUUCUCACCGGAAAUACCGGGUUUUCCGUACAAAAGGCAAGCACAUGCAGUUGUGAUACCACAAAGUGUACUGGCUUCUUCCUAAUCCCUUCGUUGUCUAUUUUCUCUGGACACUUUAGUGUUAGCCUAUAUGACGCAGCACUUCAACUUUGCACCACAUCGACCAAACUUCCUCUGGUGGUGAACAUCACCAAGCGGCUUGGAAAUGUGAAGAACGAACUGGGCGUGCUCUAUACGAACAAGGCCGCCACCUUAAUAGACAGCGGGGCAGAACCCACGUUACAGGAGAGAGACCUAUGGAAGAAAAGCUUUUCGAAUUUCGAGAGCGGGAUUCGUACCUUUGACGUUAUAGACGACAGGUUAGAAAAAAAUGUUUUCGCUUUUUUCAGCUUCCUUAGUGUUGCUGUAUUUGUUCGGUUACUGGUCGUUUGGAUACAAAGUCGUUUCGUUAUUCAGUCCAAGUGUAGAUAGUUUCUCGUACUUGGCUUAAAGAACGACGAAUGUUCACCGCCAAAUGUUUUUCCUCUUCAAGAGUUGCGCUACUUGAAGUGGUCAAAUAUUUUGUGUUAUUUCACUGCUUGAGUUUGUAUCGAAAUGACUGGUAUCGAAAAGAAUUCACUUGUAUCGAAACGACCGGUUUCUGUUUGUUCUUGUCAGUCUAAAUUCCGUUAACGUGCGGGCAAACUCCAACCUUACAGGAAAGCGAGAUGAGUCCCAGGACUUAACCAUAACUAUUUCUAACAAAAUCACUGCCUAUUAAAGUGACCCUGGUUUCGUAUCCCCGAGUCCAUUUUUUUGCUUCAAGGGGUUUUCCUCUAGCUACUCUUCUCCUUAUAAACACCCCCUUCUGCCUGUCCCUCUCCCCAAAACCGAACAUCGAUCAGAUUUGAUCCGAAUACUUUUCAGUGUUCGUCUGGUAGUAUAAUCUUUGAAUUACCACUUUUCCUGGUUGUAAUAGGCCAUUUCGGAGUUGCCUCAAGCCUCUGUUUCCAAGCGAGGCUAAGUGUGGAGUCAUUGAUAUGAAAAUGAUCCUUUAUUCUCAUGCAAAUAAAACUCAUUUUCACAGCAAAGGUUUUGCACUUAGCCUCGUUUUAAAAAUGAAAAUAAUAUAUGGAACUCGGAAAUAGCCUAUUCUUAUUUUUAGUUUAAUCUCGCACCCUGCGUAGUCGCGAACGACCUUCCGCUGGUCAGGAAAAUGAUCUUAAGAACUCGGGGUACGAGACUGUUUUUUAUUCAAAAAGUUUCGGCGCUUACAUUUCACUUGUUUUCUCUUCCCUCAGUGCAAACAAAGCUCUGCUGCUGUCUAAUUUAGGGCGAUUAAUGCGGAUAUGUGCCCAGGCCGUAGGAGGCGUAGAAUCUAAAAUCACUGGGAGGAGAGGAGAGUUCAGUCAAGAAGAAAGAGGAUAUUUUAACAAGGUUGGUUAACAAAAGUACAUGAAAAUCCCCCAAAAAAUCCACUUUCUUUUUGUAAAAUCCUUACAAAUAUAUAGUACUAUCUGAAAGUUCUGCUCACUGAAGAGGUUUUAUUUGAAUCGCAACACCACAGAAUUUGUACCUUGCGAGCAGUUGUCUCUCAAGGCUGGACGUUACGCUACCAAGGACGAGAAACCACAGCGAGCGAUCGUUUGCUUUUCCAUCGAGCAUGUGCGUCAACGUGACGCCCACGCCAAAACGUCAAAUGACAGCACUUCCUCUUGAUUCCCACGAGAACGUCAAAAAAACAAAAGAAUAGUUUUAACAAGCAAAACAGAAGCUUUGCUCCUGUAUCACACUUUUUUGUACACGUCUUUCCGUUUUUGCUCGACUACGACGUGAAAAUGCCUAAUUUCACGUUUAAUGGCAAACUUAAACAAGCAACAAUGAAAUUUUAUUUCUCUUUUUGAACUUGGAUAAGGUCCCUUAGAAUUCAACUGCAGUUUGGUUCGCCUACAUUUGACAAAGAUUUGACCAAGUAAGUGGGUAGGAAUAAUCGCGAUAAAGACUGAAAGAGCGCAAAUUCACAGCGGGCUCGCGUUAAGAGGCAGCUGUUAUAAGCGUAAGCAAAUGCGCGAGAGCCUUAACCUGUUUUAAAACAGGUUUUACCUUAGAGUCAUUAUUUAUUUAUUUAGUUAGUUAGUUAUAUAUUUAUUCGUUCCAGGCCUUUGAGUUUUACAACAGAGCUCUGCGUUGCCUGGUGGACAGGAAAAAGAACCCGGAAGUCUGGGAUACAGUCACGUGGGAGCUCUCUGGAUCGUAUUUCACUAUGGCUACACUGCUCCAAGACUUUGCUCCUCUCUCUACUUAUGCCCAGGAACAGGUAACUCAUGAACUGCUGUAUCAAUAAAGGACUCAUGGACUUCUGAUAUGCAAUACAUAGCAAGAUUUCAAUUACACCUCGUCUAACAACGGGAGGCUGUUAACCAUGUAGCUUGUUUUAGACCCUCAAAUGUGGGGAGAGGAUCGAAAGUGAAAAAUUGGGAGCAAAACACGGCACUUCAGUUUUCCCUUAUUUAUUUUAUUUUUGUAUUAUCUAUCUCCUAUUUUCUUUCCGUUGUAAAGCAAAGAAAAUACCAGUCGUCAAAUAGUCUAUGAUUUCUCAUGCUAUUUUUUUUAUUAAUAGGUUGAGAAAGAAGUUACCGAGCUGAUGAUGAAAGCUCUUCGUUUGUGUGAAUCCAGUACCUUGGUGAAAAUGUGGCAGACUAGAUCCCAGUCUUCACGCCAGCUCGAUUAUCGCAUGUUCUCUAUACACCACCGUCUGGCGUCUCUGUACCACAAUUCCUACAGAAAUCAGGUGAGAAAAAAAUGUAUGAUUUUUCAUUCCAAAUCUUCCUCUGUUUCUGACUGGCUAAAAUCCCACGCAAAAAUCAUCGUCACCAACUACUGUAGACCAAAUUUGGAAGAAUUUUGCGAUAUGUGAAAAUGACGUCAACUGUGCAGCAAAAGAUGGCGACCAUUGUUAGUGACGUCACAGGCCUCCAGUAGCGCCACCACCCACACAAAAUACCUCAUCUUGUUGAAAAGAUCUAAGGCUUUCCAUUGAAGGUAAAAUCUUUUCAAAAUACUGCAACACAUCAGCAACUCUAGGGUUCCAUCAACCCCCCCACCCCCCUUGUACCACAGUGGGGGUAUGAAUUUGCGCGUACGUCCGAGAGUUAAUUAUUAUAUUUCUUAGUAAGUAUUCGCACUGUGAUUGGUAACUUAAGCUGGCCGUAUAUUUCUCACGGAUCGUAGAUUUAAAGGAUUGUUUCGUUGCAGUUCGUGUCGCAAAAAAAAAAACAACAACAAACAAACAAGCAUUGUCAGUAGUUCGUUUCAUGUAGUUUUCGACUUAAAUGGGUAUGUCUAGUAUAAACGAAAGUUUUUGAUGACUCGAAGCAACGAUCUUAGGCGCUUAUGUUUAGGAUUUGAUGCACGACGAUCAUCAACGGCCGUUCCGCUUGAAUUAAAAUCUUAAAUGUCCUCUCAAUCUCUACUUAAACCCAGCGAUAUAGUAAACAUCUUACUAACCUUUCGUGUAGUGAGGCUUCCCCUUUUGUGGUUGUGUUAGCAAUUCUUCUAGUUAUGCCACAGGAUUUUUACGUGAUUUCCGUACCCCUCAAUACGGGUCUUACUUUAUUCGAAGAAAAUGACCUACCGGGUUGCUACUGAGUAGAGUGAUAAUGGGGCAUACUAAUGCCCCUUCAUUGCAUUUGGAAAACCAGUGCCUUCUUUGGUCUGUACACGUGAUAGGUCUCUCCCCACUAGCUGUCUUCCUGUGUGGAAACUGUGCAUUUGCCCAUUUUUCUCUAACUGGUAAAUGAAAUCCCAGCAAUAAAAAACAAAAAUAACGAUUUAGACGUUUGACCGCGGUGGUGUGAAAUAUAUUCUUCACAACCUUGAAGGAGCAUUUUGGGUUUGGAUAAAGGUACCAAGUAAUCGCUCUAAUUCGGAAUUGACCUAAAACAGCAAUAUCCUCGUGACAUGUAACCCCUUAAGCCCCAAUAUCCACAUACAAAUUCUCCAGACUGAUAAUCAUACAUUUCCUUAAAAAUAAGUUGAGAGGUUUUAAUAAAAGAUCAAAGCAUUUUCGUUUUGGUGAUCAUUUAAUUAAUUUUCGUAACAAUAUCUUUUGAGAACGUAUGGACAUUGUUAGGAGAAAAUUGAUGUAGGUCACUAUUUGUACUUAAAGGUUUGACACAAAAUGAAGGUCAUAUGGAUGCAUCGUCCCCAGGCUUUUUUCUGGGUAAGCCACUGUGAGCGACUGAAAACGAGGCACACUGAUACCGCAUCUUUUUUCCCGUUAGGUCGUUGAUCACUCGAAAAAGAAAGCACGCUCGCUAGCCGAGCUUCAUUACGGCAAGGCCUCGGCGAGUCUAAGAGCCCAAGAGUACCCCUGUGAGUAUAUACGAAUCCACUUGGAGCAAGUCGCCAUGUGCGAAUACCACGUGACAACUUACGGUGGAUCCGCGGCGGUGGUAAGGACUUUACAAACUGCUCUGGAGCAUAUUUUUGCAACGAGAAGAGCUUUGGAAUAUUUAGGGACGUUAAAAGACGAAAUAGGCACUGGUCAAAGUCAGGCCGCAAAGAGAGAAAACAGUGAGGAACGCGAACUCUCGGAAAUAAAUUUUGAUGAGUUGAAAAAGUUGGUUCAGAUCCUGGAAUCGCGGCUUACGAACGUGUUGAAAGAACUUGUAAAGGCAAACACUUUGUCAAAAAAUAAAAGCAAGUCGAGUAAGGACUGGGGCGGGCUGGAGGCGGCUAAGAGAAUGUACUCUGCUGCAUUGAGGAGAAGUGCUACCAGCGCAGAUGAAGAGAUUGUUGAAAAGUGUCUGAGAGUAGCAGAAACACUACAGAAUUUAGAAAAAAUAAAAAGCGAAACCCGGUGAUAUAAAUUGGGGUGUAAACGGCCAAGAGGACGUAUUUUGUUGCCUUGAGAAAAGGGGCUACCUGUAGAGACGAACAGGUCGUUAAAAAUACCUGAAAGUUUAGCGACCGUCGGACAGACCAGAGGACGUAUUCUGAUGCUGUACUUGGAAACUUAUAAGUAGAGAUCAAAGGAAUGCGGACUUUAGAAUUUGUGAAAACAGCAGAAACGUUGUUGGGUCUGCCAGACUCUAAUAACGAAACUCGUGGUUGUCAAAAGACGUGAAAAUAGCUGAGGGACUGUCAGCCUGCGAAUACAGCGAGGAGAGAGCUGUAUUCCCAGGCUAAGGGACUGUAUUCUCAACUGGAAGUUCAAGACGUUUUGCCUUCGGUAUCCUUCGUAUAUUUUCUCUGUUCAGCUUUCACCCUCUGUUGACACCUUUCCAGAGCUGCAAUUAAUUAUUUUAUUUAUUGGAUAUUCGGGACCUCAAGAUCCGAGGACGGUGACGGCCGAAGCACAGACGUUUCUGGACGACGGACGUCAACCGGAAGUGAGGCCUUGUCUCUUUUAAUAUGCCUUGACGCUACCAGAUCUGUAUGGCUAGGUUUCUUUGCUCUAGACGAUUUGCCCAAGAAUUUGUUCAAAAGCACGGCCGAGGAGUGCAAAAAAUCCACUUCCGGUUGACGUUCGUCGCUCAAAAACGUCGUUGCUUAAAUUCCCCAAUCAUCGCCCAAUGUUGCAUAAAAAGAGAGAUCGCGUUUUUUUUUUUUUCAAUCUUCAUCGCGAUUAAUCGACCUCACUUACUUUAUCAAAUGUUGACGAACUCUCCAAGAGUUUAACUCCUAAGAAUCAUAUCUAAUCUCAGAGUUCAGAAUGAGAAGGGGAAUUUUGUCAUGUCUCGUUUACGUAAUUUAUAGCGAUACUCACGCUUACGUCACCCAUUGAUAUUUAUGUACCAACCAGAAGCGCAUUGGUUCUUGAAACGAAAGUUUCUAUUGUGCCACUCGUAACAAAAACGAUGUUUAUAAACAGUGAUGUCUCUUAUAAAACGUGAAAUUAGGUGUUUUUACGUCGCACUGUCGUGCAGUGACGGCAAAGAAUUGUACAAAAAUUUGUGCUGCACGUGCAUCGUCGUCGUCGGAUUUUAAGGUCCCUUAUCUACAGCUCUUCCCACCUUAUAUAAAAUAUCACAAAGAAAAAUACAGGC
Porites lobata is the source of this 25627-nucleotide messenger RNA. NCBI's taxonomy places the organism in Eukaryota, Metazoa, Cnidaria, Anthozoa, Scleractinia, Poritidae. The record is from the annotation of a GenBank genome assembly.